ACUUAAAAUUUAUUCAGUUUGAAUUGAAAAACUAAAAUUGAACGAAUAACGAAAUUGGUAUGAAUGAUAUAAAUAUAACAAGAAAUAAUAAGGUGGACCAUGUAAUUUGGGAUGAAAUUGGCUUUGAAGUUUGAAGCGGAUGAAGUAUAUCCAAAUUCAGCAACAGAAGCCACUCUGACUUCCACGUGGCACCACAAUUCUCGGACAAAUCCCGGCGAGUAAUCCAUCGCCUUCCUUCCAUCUUCAAGACAGAGCAAUCUGUAAUCCAAUCGCUCCACUACUAAUCCAUGGCUAUGGCUUCGUCAAUGGCUUCGUCAAUGGCUUCAUUAAACCCCACAUCUCUCUGUUCAUCUUCAUCUUCUUCAUCUUCUUCACCAGCACCAAGAAUUAUUCCCUCCAAGCAAAUCCCAUAUCUAAGUUCUUCGCUAAAUCUAAACCAACCCGGGCUUCGUCCAUUUCCGAGCAGCAGUUUCUGCAAUGCCCACUCGUUAAAGAUUCCAUCUUUGGCACUCAAGGCCUCCAGUUCAGGCAACGGGGAGGGGGAGUACGAAGUGUAUGAGGUCGAAAUAGUGAAGCCCUAUGGAUUGAAAUUCGCGAAGGGAAGGGAUGGGGGCACUUAUAUUGACGCCAUUGAACCUGGAGGAUCAGCUGAUAAGACUGGGAAGUUCACAGUUGGGGAUAGGGUUAUUGCCACCAGUGCAGUGUUUGGAGAUGACAUCUGGCCUUCUGCUGAAUAUGGAAGAACAAUGUACACUAUCCGGCAGCGAAUGGGCCCAUUGUUCAUGAAAAUGGAGAAGAGAUAUGGGAAGAUGGAUAGUACAGGUGAGCUCUCAGAUAAGGAAAUUAUUAGACAAGAAAGGAGUGCUGGUUUUAUCACUGAUAGGGUGAGAGAGAUUCAGUUGAAAAAUGCAGUGCUGAAAAAGGAACAGAAGGAGCGCAGAGAAAUGGAUCUUCGUGAAGGACUUCAGAUGUACAGGUGAAUGUUGUUUCUGUGGGUUUUCCGUUUCCCUUGUCAUUUUUAAUUUUCAAGGAACCUACUUUAGAUCCUUGUUGGUAACACUAGAGUUUUGUUGCAAAUGCUGGAUUUGUGGCUCAAACUUGAGGUAGAAGGGUAGUUUUUAUUUUAGCAAACAAAAAUAUAAUCUUCCACUAUUUUCCUAAUUUCACCCGUCAAAUAAAGUAGUGUUUCAUAGAAAACCCUGCAGAAAAGUUCUUCUACCAAAGCGGCAUCUAAUCGUGUAACAUGGUAAGAAAAUUGAGCCCCGCAGCAUUGACACCACUCAUGACACCAAGUUUGACACUACCUCUGUUUCAAAACUAUCCCCUGACAAUGACUGUAUGUGUGUGACAGUCUUUCUGUGUCUGAGAGAUAAAAUGCCAAGUGGUGUAGAUCUUGGUGUCAUUAGUGGUGGCAAUUGGCAAAGUAGAACUACUCGAGAAAAUUUAUCUUGAUAUUUAUUGUUUUUUAUAUAGAAAAGCUAGAAAACUAAGAAAGGUGUCAUUCCAAAGUGUUUUUUGGUGUUUUCACUAAGGAGGCUUACCAUUUCCAAUUCUCUGGCAUUUUUGUUUUUCGAAAUUUUCCGAGCUGUUGGGUAUUUGAUGGUUCUACUUUCAUUUUCCUUUUUUCCCUUUCUGUUUGGCAAAGGAGUGGAAAAUAUGAAGAAGCAUUAGAGAAAUUUGAGUCUGUACUAGGGUCAAAACCAGAUCUAAAUGAAGCUGCAGUGGCAAAUUACAAUGUUGCAUGUUGUUAUUCUCAGCUUAAUCAGGUAACCUAUUGUUCUAUUUGACUUAUAAGUUAUCUACUUUAGCAAUGUUGAGAUUUAAGGCCUUGUUUGGCAACCUGUUAGUGGGUUGUGUUAGUUGUUUCUCUCACUUGUUUGGUAGUUUUUCCAAAAAAGUUCAAAACAAUGUUUUUGCAAACAAAAUUUAAUAACAACCGCCCCAAACGCUUCUAAAGAAAGUUUUGUGACCAAAAACCUUUCCCAAACACACUCAUAUAUUCCUAAUAGAUGCUCUCUAUGCCAAAAAAAAGCCACUUCUCACAAAAGCUCCUAGUCAAAAAGCUACUUCCUUGAAUCUGGUCUUGCAAUAGGUUGAAGCUGGGUUGUCUGCCUUGGAAGAUGCUAUGAAAGCAGGAUUUGAAGAUUAUAAGAGAAUGAGAAGAGACCCUGAUCUUGCCAAUCUCAGAUCAUCUCCAAACUUCGAACCCAUUGUUAAGAAAUACGACGAAUCAUUCAUCAAUGAAGGCGCUAUCAACGCCCUCAAGUCCCUGUUUGGAUUCAAUAAGAAGUAGAGCAAUGUGCUUGUAUUCGACGCGUAGUUCUCGGGUUUCUUGUAUCGUGUCAUCCAAACGAGGCACUACACUAUCGAUCUCGGCUAUGUCUUCCACACAUGAAAUGAGGGCUGUAAAAUUAGGAAAAAAAUGGGUUGUCCCUUUCUUCUCCUCAAUUGUAUUCUCUCCAAAUUGUGAUUUUUAUGGGGAAAGCUAAAAAAGAUACUAUAAAUGUGAUUAAAUUCAUCUCAUCAAACCUACUGUGAAGGAAUGUAGGUUUACCCCGAGUUUGUACAAUUGUACCUCAAUUUGUAUUAUACUCUCCUUCGUCCCAAUUUAAAUUGUAUGUUUCGAUUUACAAUGUUUGAAUUUUGUUUUAAAUUAUUUUAUAUGAAAAAUGGUGUAGAAUUAAUAAAUAAAAUUUAUAGAUAUUU
Cuscuta campestris is the source of this 2706-nucleotide messenger RNA. Lineage: Eukaryota; Viridiplantae; Streptophyta; Magnoliopsida; Solanales; Convolvulaceae. The record is from the annotation of a GenBank genome assembly.